Molecule: messenger RNA, 7040 nt
Organism: Aedes albopictus (Asian tiger mosquito)
Lineage: Eukaryota; Metazoa; Arthropoda; Insecta; Diptera; Culicidae
Exons: 4
Coding region: 617-1411 (264 amino acids)
Source: RefSeq, a predicted model, not a curated record
UUUAAGCUCUAAAACCAUGCAAUAUGAGUAUAUAUGGUAUGGGGAAGAUGUCCGGACUCCGGAGUUCAAAAAAGGCGACUAGAAUAUCCAAGAUGGCGAUCUAAAAUCUAAGAUGGUGUCCCAAAAUUCAAGAUGGCGACUGUUUGAUGGAGUUUUAAGCACGAGUUGGUGGCUUUUUUCAAGAGUUUAAGGCUCAUCCAUCGAAAGCCAGAUAAACGAUGUGAUUUCUGGCGCCAUGACAUGGAUUUUUGCUAUGAAAGUGCGAUAUUCACCAACAUAUCACUUGAGUUUUGUUAAAAUGGGGUUUCGAAGGCACGAGAAGGGCGCCAUCACUGCUAGGUAGAUUAAUUAGGGUUUUUUAUAUGAUGUCAAAUGUAUUUGUUUCAUACAUUUGUCGAGUUAAACCGGGUUAUUUCAGUUGCCUCAUUGCUGAGCACUUCCCCAACGCUUUGUUGGACUGCGAAUUGCAUCCUUCAAUUAAUCUAGUAGAGGUUAUCAAAAUCUUAACAAAUGUCUAGAUAGGUUAAACAAAUAAACGUACAUUAUCAGGAAAUAUAAUCAUCAUUCGCGGUCGGAGGGAGUUCAGUGCGAUAAGUCAACUACUUCAACCUCCAUCAUGAGAUUUUCAUCUAUUGUUCUGCUAUUCUUCGGCUUGAUCAUCACAACCCACGCCAAAAGCAUCCUCAAUAUUCCAAUCGGCGAAGCAGAUGAAUCCCAAGAUGAAUCCUCACCGAUGGAAGAUAUUCAGUUCUUCCUCGGUCAACUUCAACCUAUCUGUUACAACAGGACCGGCUCCAAUGAUACGUACAAAGCCAUAGCUUCCCAUUUUUAUGCACUGCCAAUCUGUGUGCUGAUGAAUUUGGACCUCAAGGAUUUUGUGGAAGAUGCAGAGCGCUUGAACUCCGUCACUCGACAUUAUUUCUUUCCCAAGUACUGUCCCAAGCUUCGCAGUACCUUACAAUGCGUUGAACCUCUAUUAAGAGAAAUGCGCAAAUGUGGCGAUGAGGAUGACGUCUUUGUAUUGAGAGCUGUAAGUCACGCCUUGCCAGAGAUAAUCGAUUUGAUAUGUGACAAGAAUGGAGAUAUUCUGUUUGUGGAAAAUACGGACUACAACACGUGCCUAAAUGGUAUAACCGAUUAUUUCACCCAAUGCAAUGCAACAUUUUCGAAUGCAACCUAUGCGAUGGAUUCCUCCAAUUACGGUCCGGAACAGUGCGAAGAGCUAGUGAACUUUCGAAAGUGCUUGGAGAAUAAAAUGAACCUUUGCAAUGGACCCCGACUGAUGGAUGUGUUCGAUGUGCUCUACCGGGCAAUGGUCAGUGCUAGUCCGUGCAGUAAUUUCAUUAUUCUACCUGGUCAGAAGGAGGACAAUGCUGGUGAAGAUGAUGGAUCUCCAAUUCGUCAUUUCUGAUAUGUUUGUUGAGUGGCUACAACAUUAACUUUCUUUUGACUCUCAUGACAUACAAAUCUUCUCACUCAUAUAUUUAAAACUGUGUGUUCAUUUGCAGCUGUAUGAUCUUAUGAAAAUCACAUUUUUAUCAGGACUUAAAAACGGGAUUGCUUGCCUAAUGUCCACACAGCUGAAAAUUACACCUUACGUAUACAAAAAUAUUGGUCCUUUUUUAAAUAUUGAUUUUUACUAUAUCUGAACCGUUAGUGUUCCGGACGCGGUUCCGGGUGUCCCGCCGGAAGUUCCAAAUAUAAAAGUGAACCAAACCUAUGCAUGCGACGCAUCAAAUCGCGGCUUUUUCUAUAACUUGAUGAACGGUAAGCAGGAACAUAGUCUCAAACCAUAUCUGAACCGGUAAUGUUCCUGAACCGAUUCCGGGUGUCCCGCUUGAAAGGCAAAAUAUAACAGUGAACAAAACUCAUACAUGCGAAACAUUGAAUAGCGGCUUUUUCGAUAACCUGAUGAAAGGUAAGCAGGAAAAUAUUCUCAGACUAUAUUUGGACCGGUAGUGUUCCUGAACCGGUUCCGGGUGUCCCGCCGGAAGUGGCCAGAUAUAAAAGUGAACCAAACCCAUAUAUGCGACGCAUCAAAUCGCAACUCUUUAGGUGACCUGGUGGACUGUUAGCAAUCAAUAGUUUCACACCAUAUUUGCAGGGCUGUUACACGUGGCGCGGAUUUUGCGUUUUUCGCGGGUUUUGCGUUUCGCGCGGAUUUCGCGCGUUUUUGCUAAUUUCGGCGCGGAUUUUGCGGAAAUCGUUUUCAAAUGCACUUAUUUACAUUAAAUAUUUGGACAUGAUGCUCAAAUGUCACAAUCAGUAAAAAGUAAUGAACAUUUUCAAAUUAGAGUUAUGGGGCUGGGCUUUCUUGGUGAUACUGAAAGCUGUUUUUUUAUGGAAAUUGUCAAAAGAGGCCUACAGGAUAUUUUGGAGAAACAUUUGGUUGAAUUUUGUAGUCACAUUGAGAUUCUAUUAUUUCAUAAAAAAAAACAUUGGUUUUGUAGACUGUAUGUGUCGUGAGAAUCAAUCUAAUUGGUUUUCUGACACAGUAUGUCGUUAAAAUUCAGAUAUUCCUGAAAAACAAAAUACAGAUAAGACGUCCUGAAGACUUUUUUGAUUGCAUUCUUAGAAAAUUCCACGUAUUAAAGCUUGGAAAAACUCUAGUGAUUUUUUUAACAUGCAGGACUUUUUUCAUUCACUAUGGAUAAGUUUAACGGAGUUCACGGAAUUCCUGAAUCAGUUAUUUGUGGAGUUUAUGUAGAAUCGAUUUUUUUGCUAAAAUUCUGGUAGAAUUAUCCUAAAAAUACGUAAACUUCUGUUGUAAAAUUUCUCUUUGAUUUUCAGUCGGAACACUCGUUUUGAGGAGAGUUGCGUGAACGAUUAUUAAAGGGUUCCCUAGUAACCAUUAGCACUAUAUUUCGCCACUUUUGGCUCACAGGGCUAUUAAGUGGCCAAAAUAGCGCAUGUCAGCUCCUUAAUAGCAUUAUAUUCGCCUCCAGGUGAAUUAUAGUGCCUCGUGGUUACUUGGGUUUCUUGAUAGAAUUUUUUGAGGAUUUUUUUGCAGAAUACUUGUAAAAAUCGUUGAAGUUUUCGGAAUCCUAACUUGUUAAACUCUUAACUGAAUUUCCAGACAGUUUUUUUUAAAUACGUUUUAUAAAUAUAUCUCUUGAAAGUAAAGUUCAUUGGUGAUAAAAUCAAUGAAUUCCACUAGUAUGACUCUAUUUGUAUCUUUAUAAAAUAAGUUUCUGUAGAAAAUAAUCUAUGAAAUUCUUAAGAAAUUUCUGAUAAUUUUCUUUCGAUUCUCUCGAACGAUCUUUCGGUAUUUACUAGAUUUUAUUCCAGGAUUUCUACCAUAACGCUGGUUAUAAAUUGUUUCAAAACAUUCGCCAAGAAUGCUCCCUUUUCGGAAUCCUAGAGAUCAGGAAAACCUAUUCUCGUUAAAUUGCAGAUACACUGAUUGAUAAACAAUCAAAGAACGAUUGAUUCAAAACUUUUUAUUUCAAUAAAAAGAACUACCCUGUUUGCGAUAUUUUUCAAUUAGAGACGAACCAGCCAAGGGCUGAAAGUCUCUCUAAUAAAGACAAAUCAAUCAAUCAAUAUUUUUCAAUUCUUGUUUAAUGUAUAAGUUGCGUCUAAAGUUUAAAUUUAUUUUUCAGUAGAAAUGCUCUUCAUUUGGAGUACAUCAAAAGCCUGGCUUUUUAUGGGCUUCAGUCAUCAAAACCAUAUGUUUUUGUACUGGCGCGGUUUUCAAAUGGCUUGGCGCGGAUUUUGCAGUUUCCAAAUCGACGCUUUUGUAACAGCCCUGUAUUUGGGACAAACGGUAAUGUUCCGGAAUCGUUUCCGGGUGUCGCGCCGGAAGCGGUCGAAUGUAAAAGAGAACCAAACCAAUACUCGCAGCACAUCAAAUGGCUUUUUAGGUAAUCUGAUCAACGGCCUUAGAUCACACUAAGGACUACCGGUAGUGUUCCACAAAUCAAACAUUAAAUCCCUUUUUUUCAGUAACCUAAUGAACGGAUAAUAAGAAAAUAGACACAGUCCACACAAGUUACUACCGGUAGUGUAACUGGCUCCGUGUGUCCCGCCAGAAGUGGUCAAAUGUUAAAGUGAUCCAAACCCAUACAUGCGAUACAUCAAAUCGCAGCUUUUUGGGUAACCUGAUGAACAGUUAGUAAUGAAAUAGUCUCUACAUCUGGGACAACCGGUAGUGUCAUUGAAUCGGGUCCGGGUGUCCCGCUGGAAGUUAUCAAAUGUAACAGUGAAUCAAACCCAUGCAAAUGGCACAUCAAAGUGCGGCUUUUUCGAUAACCUUUUGAAGGUUAAUAAUAACAUAGUCUCAGACCGUACUGCUAGUGUUUUGGAACCAGUUCCAGUUGUCCUGCCGAAAGUGGCCAUAUGUAAAUGUUAACUAAACCCAUGUAUACGACACAAUAAAUCGUGGUUUUUCGAUUACCUGAUUAACGGUUAGCAUGAGAAUAGACUCAGACCACAUUUAAAACUACCGGUCGUGUUCCGGAAUUGCGUCCGGGUGUCCCGCUGAAAGCAUUGGUAGCUUUGACGGUAUUGCGAAAACGAACAAAAUCAACGCAAGCAAUAGCCAUGUGUAAGAGAACAAAAACCUAAAAAACCAAAGCGAUCUCAUCGAAUCACACCAUUUUAGAUUCCUGAGCAAAUCAAGAAAUUAUAUCGGGCAUCUUUCCGUGAAUAUCUUCCAUUUCUUUCGAGAUUUCUCCAGUUUUUUUUUCUGGUAUUCCCUCAGAGGUUUCAAUCUAGGCAUUGUACACUGAAUUGCUUCUGCGAUUUCUCCAAAUAUUUCAAAAUGAAACCCAAGGAACUUCAUAAUAUUAUUCCAGAACAUUUCAUCUACGGUUCCUCCUGAAUGCGCAUGUGGGAUUUCUCUAGGAACUCUUCAGGGGUUCCUUCUUGGAUUCAUGCAAGAGUUUCUUGUGGAAGUCCUUCAAACAAUCUCUGCAAUUCCAUUAAACUUGCUUAUGGGCUUCUUCAAUAUUUUUUACUAGGAUGCAUCCAAAAAUUCCACUCUAACUUCCACUAGGAAUUACUUUACGAAUAUCUCCAUGAUUUUUCUGAGAUUCCUACAGCAAUUUCCGUGAAAAUUCCUAGACAAAUUACUAAGAAAUUUUUUGACUGAAUUCCUGCGGUCGUUUUGUAUUGUAGCUAGAGAAAUUCUUGGAGCACCUUUCCGAAGGAAAUUUCCGAGGAAAUCCCUGAAGAAAUUCAUACAAAAUGAUGAGAUUCCUGGGGACAUUGAAUUACCGUAGAAAUGUCUGAAGUUUCUGGAGAAAUUGCUGGAGGAUGUUUUGUGGAAAUUCGUGGGGAAAUUUCUAAAGAAAUUCCUGAGGAAAUUUGGCAAUGGAAAUCCUGGGGAAUUUUCCGAAGGAAUCUCUCGUAGAUUGGUGAAGGAUUUUUUUGGAAAAUACCUGGAGAAGUUCCUGGGAAAUAUCCUGGAAAAUACUGAGAUAAUUCUGAAAGAAUCCCUUUCAAUUUCUUUAUGAAAACCUUGAAGGAGUUCCUGGGGAAAUAUAUAAAGAAAUACCAGAGGAAAAUUCUAGACGAAUUCAUGCCGAAAUUCCUGGGAAAUUCUUGGAGGAGUUCCUGGGAAAUUUUCUGGAGGAAUUCAUGAGGAAAUUUGUGAAGCAAUUGCUAGAGGAAUUUCUGAAAUAUUUCCUAUAGAAAUUCUGAAUAAAUUGGAGGAAGCCUUGUAAUAAUUUAAAUGGACAUUCUCGAAUGAAUCUCUAUGGAAUUCUUGAAGGAAUUUCUGGGGAUAUUCAUAAAGAAACUCUUGGAGAAAUUUCUUAAACAAUUACUGGAAUUUUUUGUAGGCAAUUUGGGAUAGGGGAGAGGAGUAAUUUUAGAAAUUAUUUCUGAAGAAUUUUCCGAAAAAGUUCUUGAAAAAAAUCCUCAGGAAAUUUAUGAAGAAAGUUCUUUGAAAAUGUCUAGUGGAAUUCCUGGUGAAAUCCCUAGAGCUAUCCUGAGGAAAUUAAUAGGACCUUCUGAAAUUCAUAAUGGAAAUCCUGGAGAAAUUCCUACAGUAAUUAUUGAAGAAGUUUCUGAAGAAGUUUCUGGGGAAAUUCCUGAAGGAGUUUCAGGGUAAUUUUCUGGAGGAAUUUUUCGGGAUAUUUCUUAAAGAAUUCCUGUAGAAUUUCCAGGCAUAUUUUUAAAAAUAAAUCCAGGGGAAAUUUCUGAAGAAACCUUUUUGCACAUUCUUGUGAGGAUUUUUGGGGAAAUUUCUUAAUAAUUCUUUAAGGAAAUUUCCGAAAAUUCCUGGAGGAAUCUCGGAAAAACUUUUGUUAUUUCUGGAAAUACUCCUAUAGAAAUUCCUUAGAAAUUUCUUGGAGAAAUUCCUGAGAAACUGCCUUAAAAAAUUAUUGAGGCAUAUCAGAAAGAAUUUCUUUUGAAAUCCCCAAUAGAAAUCAUGAGGAAAUUCCUGAAGGAUUUUCUGGGAAAUACAUGAAGGCAUUACUGGAGCACCUCCUGAGGAAAUUUUCGACUGAAUUGCUGGAGAAAUUCUCGGAGGAGCUCCUGGGGAAAUUUCUUAAAGAAUUCCAAGGAAAAUUUUCAGAGCAACUCCUGAAAAUUUUUCGUAGAAAAUUAAUCUCAGAAGAGGAUAAGUGCCAGCCGCUAUCGGGGGACAGAGCAGCUGACGAAAAAUUGCAAAUGCCGGGGCUGGGAUCAAACCCAAGAGCAUGCACAUAUGAAGUGAACGUGUGAUCACUACGCCACGGGCACCAGCAAAUCCGACAGAAUUCAUGAGAAAGUUUUAGGAGCAGAUUCUAGAUAAUGUUGUGACAUAAAUCCUGGGGGAAUUCCUGGAUGAAUCAGUGGAGAAUUCUUGGAGGUAUUUCUAGGAAAUUUCUUGGAGGAAUAUCUGAAAAACUUCCUGAAACAAAUUCCUUGGAAAAUUCAAAAAUAAAUCUUUUUGAUACAUAUUAUUAAUGGAAAUUCUAAGGAAAUUGCUAGAGGAAUUACAGAGGAAACUUCUGAAUAAGUUUCUGAAGAAGUCCUGGAGCAAAUUCUUGGAAAACUUCUGGAGAAAUAUCUAGAAAAAUUCCUGGGGAUAUUUAUGACAGAAUAUUUGG